Molecule: messenger RNA, 771 nt
Organism: Lactuca virosa
Lineage: Eukaryota; Viridiplantae; Streptophyta; Magnoliopsida; Asterales; Asteraceae
Source: the annotation of a GenBank genome assembly
ACAGUCCUAGCUAACUACACACUUUGACCGUCUACCGUGAAGAUGAACGACAGGCUGUCUCUGCCUUCCGGCCAGUCUUCACCACAACCACUGGUGAUCGGUAAGAGGUUAGGGAAAAGAAAGAAAAUGAUCGUUUAUGAAGACGAAUAUGAAGAAGGAGAAGUAAAACCGCAAGAUUUAUUGCCACUGAUGAACAGCAACAUUAGUGACGAUGAUGAAGAAGCUAGACAGGACGCAAAGCCGACUGGACAUGUUGUUAGGGUUUCUGGAGAAGGAGAAUGGGUAACGAAACAUUUCAAAGGGUUUGAAACAGAUGGCAUCUCUUAUGAGCUCGAGGAUACCGUGCUUGUUAGUCCGGAAGAAUAUAACAUGAAGCCCUCUGUAGCUAUUAUUAAGGAUAUUCGAGAAACGAUAGAUGGGAGGAUUACGGUGACUGGGCGGAAAUUUUAUCGGCCGGAGUUUGCAGAAAAGGAAAAUGAGGGAAAUUGGGAAUCGAGGGGAGAAAGAGAAUUAUUUUAUAGUUUUGAAGAGAUUGAGUUUGCAGCUGAAUCGGUUAUGCAUAAGUGUCGGGUGCAUUUUGUUCCACCAAACAAAACGAUCCCGAAUGUUCGAGAAUAUCCUGGCUUUUUUGUUGAAAAGGCUUACGAUGCAAAAUUAAAGAGAGUGUGUGGGAUACUCGAUGUAGGGCAUGGAGACAGUAGGCAACUCGAACUUUUUGUGCUUGUUCAAAAAACAAUCGAUCGGAUCCCUAAUUGGCCACUCAAGUUGUAA